Molecule: messenger RNA, 630 nt
Organism: Acanthosepion pharaonis
Lineage: Eukaryota; Metazoa; Mollusca; Cephalopoda; Sepiida; Sepiidae
Source: the annotation of a GenBank genome assembly
AUGCAUAUAUUAACACUUAUUGACAUACUCACUAAUGUACACAGCUCUCACCUCAAAACAUUUCUUCCUACACUAACUAACCUCUGCCCCCCCGCGCCAAUCGUUGCUUUACCGUCAACACAGACGAGCAAUGUCUCUACAGAAACUUUUGUAUCUAUUAGAAUUUCUCCCCCCCCCUUUCUCUCUCUCUCUUUUUCUCUCUGUCUGUCUGUCUGUCUGUCUGUCUGUCUGUCUCUCUCUCUCUCUCUCUUCACAGAACUCAUUUUGUUUCUAUCUAUCUUUCUCAAUUUCCAUCUAUUUAUCUAUCUUGAUCAAUUUGUUCUAUCUAGCUAUCUCUAUCUCAAUUUGUUUCUAUCUUUCUAUAUAUCUAUCUUUCUCAAUUUGUUUCUAUCUAUAGUUCUCAAUUUGUUUCUAUUUCUCAAUUUAUUUCUAUCUCUCCGUCUAUCUUUCUUUCUUUCUUUUUAUCUAUCUAUCUAUCUAUCUAUCUAUCUAUCUAUCUAUCUAUCUAUCUAUCUAUCUAUCUAUCUAUCUGUCUGUCUGUUUACGUCUAUCAAUCUAUUUAUCUUCAUAACUUUCUUUAUCAUGUUGUAUCUUCUUUUUCUACCUACCCCAUUCCCUCUCCCUCUAUAA